GCGCGAGGGGCGGGGCGGGGCGCAGGCAGAGGGGACGAUGGGGCUCUGAGGGAGGUGCACCCCGCCGCACCGAGCUGCUCACCCACCGUCCCCGGUCGGAGCGGGAGGCGCCGCGGCCUGCGGAGCCGGCUGGGCUUGCGGCUCGGGCUCCGGGCCGGGAUCGGGAUCGGGCUCGGGGCCGCGACAGGCCCAGCUGCUGUCCCGAGAGGCGGUAAGGAGUCGUAGGGAGAAGAGAAAAUAGAAGUUAUCAAGAUGAGUAAAAAGCCUCCAAGUCGUCCAGGGAUCACGUUCGAGAUUGGUGCUCGUUUGGAAGCACUGGACUACUUACAAAAAUGGUAUCCAUCUCGCAUUGAGAAAAUAGACUAUGAAGAGGGAAAGAUGUUGGUCCAUUUUGAACGUUGGAGUCAUCGCUAUGAUGAGUGGAUUUAUUGGGACAGCAAUAGAUUACGGCCCCUGGAACGACCAGCACUAAGGAAAGAAGGGCUAAAAGAUGAUGAUGAAUUUGUUGAUUUUAAACCUGGAGAAGAGGUGCUAGCUCGUUGGACAGACUGUCGAUAUUACCCUGCUAAGAUUGAAGCAAUUAACAAGGAGGGAACCUUCACGGUACAGUUCUAUGAUGGAGUUAUUCGAUGUCUAAAAAGGAUGCAUAUCAAAUCUAUGCCCGAGGAUGCCAAAGGGCAGGCGCGCGAGAGGGAGCAGAUAGCGCCGGAGCUGAGAUUAGUGACGGAAAUCGAACCAAAAGAAGAUUGGAUAGCUUUGGUCAAAGCUGCAGCAGCAGCAGCAGCCAAGAACAAAGCAGGAAGUAAACCACGGACCAGUGCAAACAGCAAUAAAGAUAAAGAGGAGAGAAAAUGGUUUAAAGUACCUUCAAAGAAGGAAGAAACCUCAACCUCUACGAUCAUACAGGAAGUCCAGAAAAAGGAAGAGGAGCCUACAUCGAAUGAAACGUUCGUAGGAUUCCCAGUAGUAGACGUUCCAAAGAUGGCGUUUGUGCGGGCAGAGAAUACAUUAUCGCACAAGAGGAAAAGUAAUCUAGGCAACUCAUUUCAGGCAAAGAGAGCUCGUCUUAACAAAAUCACUGGUUUGUUGGCAUCCAAAGCUGUUGUUGUGGAUGGUGCUGAAAAAAAGGAAGGCAACAAAGAAACAGCUCCAGUCCUGGAGCAGGAGAUUUCACCUAAACCUCAAAGUCAGAAAAAAAAUGAAGCUGAUAUUAGCAGUUCUGCCAACACUCAGAAACCUGCACUGUUAUCCUCAACUUUGUCUUCAGGAAAGGCUCGCAGCAAGAAAUGCAAACAAGAAUCUGGAGAUUCUUCUGGGUGUAUAAAGCCCCCUAAAUCACCACUUUCCCCAGAGUUAAUACAAGUCGAGGAUUUGACACUGGUCUCUCAGCUUCCUUCUUCUGUGAUAAAUAAAACUAGUCCAUCACAGCCAGUGAAUCCCCCUAGAUCCUACAAAUAUAGCCAGAGGAGAAGAAGAUCACAGCGUUUAGCCACUUGCUCGUUGCCUGAUGAGUCUAUACAAAAAGUUCCUUCUCCCUCUCCAGUCACUGAUGGGAAAGUGUUCUCCAUCAGUGCUCAAAAUCAACAGCCAUCAAUAUCAGAGGUACCUGAUGUUGCUCAUAUGUCACUUGAGAAGCGUGGACCAUGUCUCCCUCUUGACUUAAGCCGUAGUUUGGAAGUUACAGCACCAUUAUCCACAGAAUCCACUUUCCGUAAUGAGUACCCCAGUAAAGAAAAGGAAGAUACUCAGAUGAUUACAUAUCAUUCUUCCAAAGCAGUAACUGAUGGAAGAGUAGCUACAACAGCAUCAGCACCCUCGUCCCAUGUACAUGCCUUACAUCUGGAAAUGCCUUUAACCAGUAGUCUAAAGUUACUCAAAGGGAAUAGUAAAAAAAAGAGGUCCUCCACGUCAGUCAGCUCUGAAGGGACAGAGAUACAGUUCUCUGUGCCUGUAAAGGAGAAAUGUUUUGAGAAUCUGCAGGAGAAAAUGUUAAAGAAGGUCAUUGAGAAGGACAAGCAUUCAGAAGUUGGUAUAUUGAAAACUGAAAAAAAAGUGAAAUUGGAAGAGAAAAGCUCAUCAUCAUUUGGUAAAAAGAAAGAAAAAGAUAAAGAGAAAAAAGAGAAAAAGGAAAAAGAUCAUAAAUCAAAACAGAAGAAGAAGAAGAAAAAGAAGAAGAAAGCUAAACAGCAUGAUUAUUCAGAUUAUGAAGAUAGUUCUCUUGAGUUUUUGGAAAGGUGCUCCUCUCCACUCACACGGUCUUCUGGGAGCUCUCUGACUCUGCGAAGCAUGUUUACAGAGAAGAACACAUCAUACCAGUAUCCAAGAGCCAUUCUGUCUGUCGACCUGAGUGGAGAAAACCUCUCGGAUGUGGAGUUCUUAGAUGAUUCCUCCACAGAAAGCUUAUUACUGAGUGGUGAUGAAUACAAUCAGGACUUUGAUUCAACCAAUUUUGAAGAGUCUCAGGAUGAAGAGGAUGCUCUCAAUGAAAUAGUUAGAUGCAUCUGUGAAAUGGAUGAGGAAAAUGGCUUCAUGAUUCAGUGUGAAGAAUGCCUGUGCUGGCAACAUAGUGUAUGUAUGGGAUUAUUAGAGGACAGCAUUCCAGAGCAGUACAUCUGUUACAUCUGCAGGGACCCACCAGGUCAGAGAUGGAGUGCCAAAUAUCUUUAUGAUAAGGACUGGUUAAACAAUGGGCAUAUGUGUGGAUUAUCAUUUUUAAAAGAAAACUAUUCUCACCUUAAUGCCAGAAAGAUAGUGUCAACACACCACCUGCUGGCUGAUGUGUAUAGUGUAACUGAAAUACUACAUGGACUGCAGCUGAAGAUUGGGAUACUAAAAAAUACACAUCACCCUGAUCUUCAUCUUUGGGCUUGCUCAGGCGUGCGAAAAGAGCAAGAGCAAGUGACAUUUGGGGUAGAGAAGAAAACAGUGACUUUGCCAGAUACUGUUAAUCCAUCUGAAAGGACAUGUCACAACCAAAGCCAUAAAGAACCACCUCCUAGUUUACCCCAGAAGAUGGAAGAAACGUAUAUUAUAAGCGAGCACAGUUACCAGAAACCACAGAGUUUUGGUCAGGACUGCAAAUCAGUUACUGACCUGGUGAGCUCAGAUGAUGAAGAUAUGAGUAGUUUUGAGGAAGAUCAUGAAUUUUGUUCAGAUGAUAAAAACUGUUUACAAUAUUCUUUAAAAGAAGAUGGCGUGAGUGAGCAGAAGAACACUGCUGAAGGGAAUGUGGUGUGUGCUUGUAAUGAAAAAAAAGGAUCAGAAGAACAAGUGGAUUCACAUCUUCAAUGGCAGCUAAAUCUCCUUACCCACAUAGAGAAUGUACAGAAUGAAGUCACCAGCAGAAUGGACCUUAUUGAAAAGGAAGUUGAUGUUUUAGAAAGCUGGCUUGACUUCACUGGAGAGCUGGAACCACCAGAUCCUCUUGCAAGACUGCCUCAACUCAAGCGACGUAUCAAACAGCUCUUAAUUGACAUGGGGAAAGUACAGCAAAUAGCCACACUGUGCUCUGUAUGACAAAAGGAAGAAUAAAGGAAUAAAAAUAGGCUCUCUACAGUGAAUUUUCUUAUUAGCCACAAGACUGACAGGAGGACAGCAAAAAGCUGGAUAUUUGUCUGGUUCUGGGCUGAUUACAUUUUUAGCCUGAAGCUUUGAAGAAAGGAAAGGAAAUCUAGAAUAAGGAAAUUAACACUGAAAAGCUAAAUACUCUGUAUUCAAGAUGCAAAUUAUAAUGUCACAUAUUGAGGAACAUUGAUAUGGUCUACAAUAUGAUAAAUAAGACAUGUGAAGUGACAGAAUUUCUAUUUCAGGUCAUACAAGAAGGUUCAAGAAAUCUCUGCAAUGGAAAAUGCUAUAAUUUUAUAGUCGGUAGUAGAAAGAGCCAAACUCUCAAAUGUCAGUGGGAAAAAUGUACAAUCAUAAUUAUUUUUUCUUCCAUUGCUAGUGAAAAUACAGACACAGAGAGAUCCAUAGCCUCUCUACAGUUGGUCCACCCCCAAAGUUUUAGGCAGGUAACUGAUCUUUUGCAGUCCAUGAACUAUUUCUUAUCUAAUUAGUGUUGUUCGGGGAAAAUGAAAACAUUUGCUUCACUUUUGAAAGAAACAGGAUAUGGUGGUCUCCUUAUCAAUAUUUUUUUUUUUAAAUGGAAAUCCUCAUUAUAGCACCCUUAGGCUCUUUUAAAAACUUAAGUGGCGAACAGUGGUCAGAUGUGCCAAAUAAUACUAAAACCACUGGGAUGACAGUUUGAAGAUAGUGAAGUACAUGAAGAGUUUUUUUUCAAAGUUCUACCUGGUGCCAGCAAUCCAUCCAAAAUUGUAUCUAGUUUAUAUUUUUUUACGUUCUAUUGCAGUAUUCAGGAUUCAAAGUACACUUUUGUCCUGGGUAGUUCAGCUUGGUGUUAGCCCUCUGAAUCUUUACCAACCUCAUCUGGGAUGAGGAAUGACAAAAGCAGCAAAACUGCUUGUUUGUGGCUGUGAAUUACUAAACCACUAGAUUGAAUAUCGCAAAGAUACGUUAUCUAGGAUGUUUUUAUAAAACUUUUAGCUUCAGUCAUAAGUGAGUAAAACAUCAUGAAACCAAAGGCAACCUAGUUGCUCUGUUAGCUCUUGCUGGAUUUUGAGCUCAGGACCUUCUGUUUGCCUGUGCUCAUGUAAGUUGUCACUGCACCCAGUGCUACAUAUGUAUGUGUAGGUAUAUGUGUAUAUACACACACAUGCAUAUGUACAUACUAUAUACAUAUUUAUAUCUACACAUGUCUAGUUUUAUUACUAUAGACUAUAAGAACUGGUGGUUAACAUGAAAUGUUACCUUUUAACAAGCAGUUUAUAAAAUUGAAAAUAAUGUAUGUACAGGUUUUGGAAUUUGUAAAAUAUGACUGUUAAAAGGAGGCUAUUUAAUUGAUGACAUAAGAUACUUGAACAUUUUAUGCCUCACAACUGUUUAUCAGUUCUAGUUUUCUGUAUAAAUGCAUUUUAGAACCGAUAGACAGUAAACUUGAAUUUACCUUUUGAUAAGAGUACAAGCCACUGUACAUUCAAAAAUUAUUUAAAUUUGCAAACACACUGUUCUAUAUGUAAGGUACUGUAUGUAAAACUGUUUAUUAAAACUAUUCUGCAUACUCUA
Messenger RNA from Dermochelys coriacea (leatherback sea turtle), 5121 nucleotides. It is a transcript of the gene PHF20L1, whose product is annotated as PHD finger protein 20 like 1. The record is from RefSeq and is a predicted model, not a curated record. Bases 253 to 3516 code for a protein of 1087 amino acids. The transcript has 22 exons. NCBI's taxonomy places the organism in Eukaryota, Metazoa, Chordata, Testudines, Dermochelyidae. Gene Ontology annotation, biological process: regulation of transcription by RNA polymerase II. Gene Ontology annotation, cellular component: NSL complex; nucleus.